CGAGCGCCGCGGGGUGUCGCCGCCGCCGCCGCCGCCGCCACAGGACGACGUGGACGCGCAGCGGCGGGCGACGGAGGCGUGCUGCGGUCGCGCCCACUGCCCUCCCGCGAGCUCGCCCCCGACGUCAGGACGAUGGAGUGAAGCGCGGCCCGCGGUGGCACUUCCGCGUUGCGCCGCCGGAGCCCGAGGCCGCCGCCGCCGCCCGGCGCGGCCGGCGUUCUGCUGCCGAGGACAGGAUCCUCCCGCGCCAGGCCCGGAGGCCGCUGCGCACACACCGCGACUGGAACCGGGGACGCGCGUCCCGAUCCGGAUUAUCGUGGCGCGGCUCCCGGCCGGCCCUGCUGCUCUCUACCCCUCCGCCGCUGCUGCCGUCCCCCUUCCCGGCGGGGGACAUGGCCAGGGUCUGACCCCGGAGGAGGCCGCACCCGCGCCGCACUCCGCGGCGGGCUCUAGGCGAUGCCGAGCAGCUCGGACACGGCGCUGGGGGGAGGCGGGGGCCUGAGCUGGGCCGAGAAGAAGUUGGAGGAGCGCCGCAAGCGGAGGCGAUUCCUGUCCCCUCAGCAGCCGCCGCUGCUGUUGCCGCUCCUGCAGCCGCAGCUCCUGCAACCGCCGCCGCCUCCGCCGCCUCUGCUCUUCCUGGCUGCCCCCGGCGCGGCCGCCGCCGCAGCCGCCGCCGCCGCGGCCUCCUCCUCCUGCUUCAGCCCGGGCCCCCCUCUGGAGGUCAAGCGGCUGGCGAGAGGCAAGAGGCGCCCCGGAGGGCGGCAGAAGCGGCGCCGCGGGCCCCGCGCCGGGCAGGAGGCGGAGAAGCGCCGGGUCUUCUCGCUGCCCCAGCCGCAGCAGGACGGCGGUGGCGGUGCCAGUAGCGGCGGGGGUGUGACCCCGCUGGUGGAGUACGAGGAUGUGAGCUCCCAGUCCGAGCAGGGGCUGCUGCUGGGGGGCGCCAGCGCGGCAACGGCGGCGACGGCUGCCGGGGGAACGGGGGGCAACGGCGGGAGUCCGGCCUCCUCCUCCGGCACGCAGCGGCGCGCGGAGGGGUCGGAGCGCAGGCCGCGCCGGGACCGCCGCAGCAGCAGUGGCCGCAGCAAGGAGCGCCACCGCGAGCACCGGCGGCGGGACGGGACGCGCAGCGGCAGCGAGGCCUCCAAGGCCCGCGGCCGCCACGGACACAGCGGCGAGGAGCGGGCCGAGGCCGGCAAGAGCGGCAGUAGCAGCAGCAGCGGCGGCCGCCGCAAGAGGGCGUCGGCUACGUCCAGCAGCAGCAGCAGCCGCAAGGACCGGGACCUCAAGGCCCACCGCAGCCGGACUAAGUCGUCCAAGGAGCCGCCCUCGGCCUAUAAGGAGCCGCCCAAGGCCUACCGAGAGGAUAAGAGCGAGCCCAAGGCCUACAGGCGGCGGCAGCGGUCCCUGAGCCCGCUAGGAGGCCGGGACGAAAGCCCGGUGUCCCACAGGGCCUCGCAGAGCCUCCGGAGUCGCAAGUCUCCCAGCCCGGUGGGAGGUGGCAGCAGUCCCUAUUCCCGGAGGCUGCCGCGCUCUCCGAGUCCCUACAGCCGGCGCCGUUCGCCCAGCUACAGCCGCCACAGCUCCUACGAGCGGGGCGGCGACGUGUCCCCCAGCCCGUACAGCAGCAGCAGCUGGCGGCGCUCGCGCAGCCCCUACAGCCCAGUGCUCAGACGCUCUGCCAAAUCUCGAAGCAGAAGCCCGUAUUCAUCUAGGCACUCAAGGUCUCGUAGCAGGCACAGAUUGUCUAGAUCGAGAAGUCGUCACUCAAGCAUUUCUCCUAGCACACUAACUCUCAAGAGUAGCCUGGCAGCUGAAUUGAACAAGAAUAAAAAGGCACGAGCUGCAGAGGCAGCAAGGGCUGCAGAGGCAGCAAAAGCUGCAGAGGCAGCCAAGGCUGCAGAGGCAGCUGCCAAAGCUGCGAAAGCCCAAAAUGCAUCUACCCCUACCAAGGGGAACACAGAAACUGGUGCCAGUGCCUCACAAACCAACCAUGUAAAGGAUGUGAAGAAACUUAAAACUGAGCAUGCACCUUCUCCGUCAAGUGGUGGGACUUUGAAAAGUGACAAAGCAAAAACAAAGCCACCCCUUCAAGUAACAAAGGUAGACAAUAACUUGAUUGUAGAUAAAGCCACCAAGAAAACAGUUGUUGGGAAGGAAAGUAAAGCUGCUGCUACAAAGGAAGAACCAGUGUCUACUAAAGAGAAAACCAAGCCGCUCACACCAAGCGUAGGAGCCAAGGAGAAGGAGCAGCAUGUGGCUUUAGUGACUUCUACAUUACCACCAUUACCCUUACCUCCUAUGCUGCCUGAAGAUAAAGAUGCUGAGAGCUUAAGAGGCAGUAUUUCUGUAAAAGCAGUUAAAAAAGAAGUAGAAAAGAAACUCCGAUGUCUGCUUGCUGAUUUACCGUUGCCCCCUGAGUUACCAGGAGGAGAUGAUCUUUCUAAGAGUCCAGAGGAGAAGAAAACAGCAGCUCAGUUACACAGCAAAAGAAGGCCUAAAAUAUGUGGGCCUCGCUAUGGUGAAAUCAAAGAAAAAGAUAUUGACUGGGGAAAACGCUGCGUGGAUAAAUUUGAUAUCAUCGGAAUUAUUGGAGAAGGUACUUAUGGACAAGUUUACAAAGCCAGGGACAAAGACACUGGAGAAAUGGUAGCCUUAAAAAAAGUACGUCUGGAUAAUGAAAAGGAGGGCUUCCCAAUUACAGCAAUUAGAGAAAUUAAAAUUCUUCGGCAACUCACCCACCAGAGUAUCAUCAAUAUGAAGGAAAUAGUGACUGAUAAAGAAGAUGCUUUGGAUUUUAAGAAGGACAAAGGUGCAUUUUACCUGGUGUUUGAAUAUAUGGACCAUGAUCUGAUGGGACUACUGGAAUCAGGCUUGGUUCAUUUUAAUGAAAACCAUAUAAAAUCUUUUAUGAGGCAGCUCAUGGAAGGCCUGGAUUAUUGUCAUAAGAAGAACUUUUUGCAUAGAGAUAUUAAAUGUUCAAAUAUCCUUCUAAAUAAUAGAGGACAGAUAAAACUUGCAGAUUUUGGACUUGCUCGUUUAUAUAGCUCAGAAGAAAGUCGACCAUAUACGAACAAGGUCAUUACUUUGUGGUACCGUCCACCCGAACUGCUCUUGGGAGAAGAACGAUAUACACCAGCUAUUGAUGUAUGGAGCUGUGGAUGUAUCCUUGGCGAACUCUUCACUAAAAAGCCUAUAUUUCAGGCAAAUCAGGAACUUGCACAGCUAGAGCUAAUAAGGGGAGCAACAUGGUGGAGCGACCAACCGAGCACCAGGUCUGCGAGCGUGCGCUGUGCGAGUGAGUUCGAGCUUUCGCGCCUGCGGUGUGGUGAUGAGGUGUCCGAUUUAGCCUCGCACACCAGUAAUCACGACUGGGAGAAGAAGAGUCGUGUGUUGUGUGUAAGUUGUCAGUGUGGAUCACGCGCUAGUGUGAGUCGUUCAGUGAUGUUGAUGACCGCCAGCUUCGUCUCGUAUGAGAUGCUGUUCGGCAGUCGGUUCAGUGGACUUAGCAAUCUGUUGGAUUUUAUGGAUGAUAUCGUCCUUUGUUCAAGGUGCAGCAAAAAGAAGGGAACAGUCCUAGUGGGAAAAAAGAUGCAUUCUGAGAGGGAGAAUGGAGCUUCACACAAGGUGAGGCUCGGUGCCCUUUUGGGAUCGAACCACCUGUCCAAGAAGCGUCAUGCGCCUCUGGGAGUAUCCAACAUUUUCCUAAGAAUUGUUUUCGGGAAUAUGUGUAGUGCAGGCUGGUGCGACUCCGGAUAUAUAUUGCGGCGCUGGUCUGUAGAGGCCACCAGAUGCAGUGCAAGCGGUGAGCACCUGCUGAGAAGGCAGGCUCUUCAGUGUGAGUUCCUACGGGAUGUGGAACCCUCGCAAAAUGCCUCCACGCCAGAAUGCCUUAAAGCUUCCCAGUGUCAACCUUUCCAAUUGUCCCUUUGUUUGUUAUCCAGGAGGUUUUUGCACGCUGAGGCAAUGCACCAUAGUAAGAUGGCUGAGAGCCUUCCUUUGUGGCAAGAUUGUCAUGAAUUAUGGAGUAAAAAGCGAAGAAGACAGAAACAGAUGGGCAUGACUGAUGAUCUUUCCACAAUCAAAGCCCCCAGAAAGGACCUGUCUCUGGGUUUAGAUGACAGCAGAACUAACACCCCCCAGGGCGUGCUGCCACCUGCACAACUGAAAUCUCAAAGCAACUCGAGUGUAGCACCUGUAAUAACAGGCCCUGGACAGCCGUUAAACCACAGUGAAUUGGCAAUUCUUCUAAACCUACUACAAUCUAAAUCCAGUGUUAAUAUGGCUGAUUUUGUCCAAGUGUUGAACAUUAAGGUAAACUCUGAGACUCAACAGCAGCUAAAUAAAAUAAACCUUCCUGCUGGAAUUUUGGCAACAGGUGAAAAACAGACAGAUCCAUCAACACCACAACAGGAGUCUUCAAAAUCAUUGGGAGGAAUUCAGCCUUCACAGACCAUCCAGCCUAAAGUGGAAACUGAUGCCGCCCAAGCUGCUGUGCAGAGUGCAUUUGCAGUUCUAUUGACUCAGUUAAUAAAGGCUCAACAGUCAAAACAGAAAGAUGUCAUGCUAGAAGAGAGGGAAAAUGGAUCGGGACAUGAAGCUCCUUUACAACUCAGGCCACCUCCAGAACCCAGCACUCCGGGAUCUGGGCAAGAUGACCUCAUUCAGCACCAGGACAGGAGAAUAUUGGAGCUGACACCAGAACCAGACCGGCCUCGGAUUCUGCCUCCUGAUCAACGACCUCCUGAACCUCCUGAACCACCACCAGUUACUGAGGAGGACCUGGAUUAUCGGACAGAAAACCAGCAUGUACCCACCACUAGUUCUUCACUGACCGACCCUCAUGCUGGAGUGAAGGCGGCCCUCUUACAGCUGCUUGCUCAACACCAGCCCCAGGAUGAUCCCAAAAGAGAAGGUGGUAUUGAUUAUCCCACAGGAGACACGUAUGUGCCCACUUCAGACUAUAAGGACAACUUUGGAUCUUCUUUCUCUGCCGCUCCUUAUGUUAGCAGUGAUGGUCUAGGAAGUAGCUCUGCUACCGCACCAUUGGAACCACGUAGUUUCAUUGGAAACUCAGAUAUUCAGUCCUUGGAGAACUACAGUACUGCUUCAUCUCACACUGGUGGUCCACCUCAAGCUUCUGCCUUUUCCGAGUCAUUUCCCAGUUCAGUAGCUGGAUAUGGAGACAUUUACCUCAAUGCUGGUCCCAUGUUGUUUAGUGGAGACAAGGACCAUAGAUUUGAAUAUAGCCAUGGCCCUAUCGCAGUCCUCACAAACAGCAGCGACCCUUCCACAGGGCCAGAGAGUACUCAUCCCUUGCCAGCAAAGAUGCACAACUAUAACUAUGGUGGUAACUUACAGGAAAAUCCCGGUGGCCCUAGCCUUAUGCAUGGGCAGACCUGGACUUCUCCUGCCCAAGGACCUGGAUACUCACAAGGAUACAGAGGACACAUUAGCACAUCAGCUGGCAGAGGUCGAGGCAGAGGGUUACCAUACUGAGUAUCUGUUUUUCCUCAGGCACAUCAUUUUUAUCUGGAAAGACUUUUCUAGCUGCAAUUUCAGGCAGCAAUCCAAGAGACUUGAAUAAUAUUAAUUCAACAACAGCUUUAUUUUUAUGUGGAAAAGGGUCUUGCAUACAAUAGUGAAAAAACAAAACAAACAAACAAAAAAAAACCUUUGCUUAAAUUCAUGCUGUUCUUAAAACUAGCUCUAUUGAUUGUACAUCGUCACAGAUUUUAGUUAACAGUUUUCUUUUGUAUUCUUGCAGUUUUAAGUGGAUGCUAACAUUAGGGACGUAAUGUUUUUAUGGCCCUGUUGCAGAUCUUCUGAACUAUGCACACUUGUGCUUUUUUUUUGUAAGUUUGGACCAACUUUUAUGUAACAACCAACCCCUUCCCUCACCCUUCCAGUUUUACAACAAUCAGAAAGGGCACUGAUUUAUUUGGUAUUUUCUUUUUAUGAAGCUACCUUUAGUCAAAGGUCACUGUCAGUCUUUGCACCUGCUUUCAGUGUUAUUGUGAAAGGUGUACUUUGUGCUCAUUUCAGAAAAUAAAACACAACCUUUCUCUUGAUGCAACAGUUUUAUAUAAAAAAAAAUGGUCAACAUUAUUUUUGUUUUGUUUUUCAGGUUACCAUAACCCAGCAAAAUUCAUUCAACUGAAAUAGUGGUUUUUAUAUGAAAACUAUGGGUAGGGUGGGAGGGGUUGAGUAAGUGCCUUAACUGGUAAGCUUAAGGACUGAGGAUGAAGUUAGCCUGUACACCCACUUGUCUUUAAAGGGAGUCUGCAUUGUGUUGAAGAGGCAGGAAGCUCGCAGUUUUCAGGAGUCUCCUGGCCAGUUGUUAGGUCCAUUCCCUCUGCCUGUCACACGUCUUUUUCUGCCUGUCUUUUGGCUGUGUUAACUUUCACUGUUACCUUCUCUUGGUAGGGGUGUAAGAGAAAAGAAAGGGAGAACUCAGUACCUUUUGUUACUUCUGGGAAGUACUAAAUUUUUUUUUUUUUAAUCACUUCAGUGGUUGAAAAUAAUAGCUGAACGAGAAUUUUAGAGUACUCUUUUCUUUCUGGCUGCCAUACUGACCUAGUUUCUAUGUGGAGGAUAGGAUUUUUGAAGUGAGUAUGUAAUAAUGAUUCACAUAAUAAAUGUAUUAAACUUCACAGAAGGAGGGUGGCAAACACCGUAGUUUAAGUUAUGUAAUUGUUUUUAAAAGUCAACGUAAGUAGAAACAUGUCCUAGAUUUAAUUUAGUAUAGCAAAAAGAAAACAGAGAAAAAAACCUUCCCUCUUCCUUUCAAUUUUGUGAAAUUUACUGUAACUUUUGCCAGAUUAGAGCAGUGCUACUAGGUCAUUUCAUAUUUUUUCUUCUAUUAAAAUCAACCGAGAAAGAAUAACUAAUGUUGUCAAGUCUCACUGUUUUACAUUCACACACAAACACAAAAUUCUAUUUCUGGAAAGGAACCAAAGGUAAAUAACCAGCAUCUCCCUCAUCACUAAUAGAAACUCCGAGAAGCUGAGUGUGCCAAUUGACAAUUUUCACUGUUUUACUACACUUUUCAUUGGAAUCUUAAGUAGGAAAAAUUGUUACGAAAAGCCAGUUUAACUUCGUGCCCUUUAUCUGCUUUGUGACCCUGCAUUUAAAAACACGAUCCAGGAACCAGUAAGAAUACUUUAAAGAAGAUCAUUUUUACUUUAUGCCUAUAAAAUGAGUUUUCAGUUGACCAUUUUAUUUUUGGUGGUAUUAUUUUUGUUGAUGUAACAAAAUUAAUGGAAGAAAAAAUAUUUUGCCUUUAUUUGAAUAUUGAGUACUAACAAAUUAAUAAAACAUUAGAGGAAGUGAAGAAAUGUUUUGAAAUUUAGCAAAAUAGAGUAUUCAAGUCUCUGAAAUUUUAAUAUGGUGAGUCUUAGAGCCUCUGACUUUACUAUAAGGGAAAGUAUCUAAAUUAUUCUUACUCGUCACACGUGGUAUUUCUGCUGGCCAUAAGCAGCUAACCUAAAAUUGGAACUAUUUAUGUGACAUGAAUAGCCUGUGUUUUAAAAAUUAAAUAUUUUAUAUAAAAUUGA
Messenger RNA from Peromyscus leucopus (white-footed mouse), 7553 nucleotides. It is a transcript of the gene Cdk13, whose product is annotated as cyclin dependent kinase 13. The record is from RefSeq and is a predicted model, not a curated record. Gene Ontology annotation, molecular function: cyclin binding; cyclin-dependent protein serine/threonine kinase activity; ATP binding. Gene Ontology annotation, cellular component: cyclin/CDK positive transcription elongation factor complex; nucleus. NCBI's taxonomy places the organism in Eukaryota, Metazoa, Chordata, Mammalia, Rodentia, Cricetidae. The transcript has 19 exons. Gene Ontology annotation, biological process: positive regulation of transcription elongation by RNA polymerase II; transcription elongation by RNA polymerase II; protein phosphorylation. The coding region runs from base 457 to 5496 and encodes 1679 amino acids.